Messenger RNA from Ctenocephalides felis (cat flea), 3430 nucleotides. Its product is annotated as E3 ubiquitin-protein ligase MIB1-like. Gene Ontology annotation, cellular component: cytoplasm. Gene Ontology annotation, biological process: protein ubiquitination. Bases 134 to 3307 code for a protein of 1057 amino acids. Gene Ontology annotation, molecular function: protein binding; ubiquitin-protein transferase activity; zinc ion binding. The transcript is spliced from 19 exons. The record is from RefSeq and is a predicted model, not a curated record. NCBI's taxonomy places the organism in Eukaryota, Metazoa, Arthropoda, Insecta, Siphonaptera, Pulicidae.
UGCCUGCAGUAUUGUCAAGGGAAUGUAUUACAACAAAAUGUCAAAAGUGUGAUUGGAUUAAAAUAUGCUUUUGAAAUACUUUCAUUUAUUUAUGAAAUUUAAUUAUAAUUAUUGAACAAAUUCGUAUAAAAAAAUGGCUUGUUCUGCUCCUUUAGUUGAUGUUACGCCCGCUGUCGUUCCUGCUCAAGGAAUUCGAGCUACAAGAUUCAUGAUGGAAGGUGUUGGAGCUAGAGUUAUUAGGGGGCCAGAUUGGAAAUGGGGCAAACAGGAUGGCGGAGAAGGUCAUGUAGGAACCGUAAGGAAUUUUGAAUCUCCAGAAGAGGUAGUUGUGGUUUGGGAUAAUGGCACAGCUGCUAAUUAUAGGUGUUCAGGUGCAUUUGAUUUGAGAAUCUUUGACAGUGCUCCAACCAAAGUGAAGCAUGAUGGAACAAUGUGUGAUACAUGCAGACAGCAACCUAUAUUUGGUAUUCGUUGGAAAUGUGCUGAAUGUGGAAACUAUGACUUAUGUUCUGUAUGUUAUCAUGGGGAUAAGCAUCAACUAAGACAUAGAUUUUAUAGAAUCUCAACACCAGGCUGUGAAAGAGUUUUACUUGAACCAAGAAGAAAGAGCAAGAAAAUAACUGUUAGAGGCAUAUAUCCUGGUGCAAGGGUUGUAAGAGGGGUGGAUUGGCAAUGGGAAGACCAGGAUGGUGGUAAUGGUCGAAGAGGAAAAGUUAAUGAAAUACAGGAUUGGUCUGCAGCUAGUCCUAGAUCUGCAGCAUAUGUUGUAUGGGAUAAUGGUGCAAAAAAUUUGUACAGAGUUGGUUUUGAAGGAAUGGCUGAUUUGAAGGUUGCAAGUGAUGCUAAAGGUUUAACUGUGUACAGAGACCAUUUGCCAUUACUUGGAGAACAGGGUCCAGGAAGGUCAGGUCCUCAUGGUCUUCAGAUUGGUGAUCAAGUAAAUAUAGAUCUUGAGUUGGAAAUUGUUCAGUCACUGCAACUGGGACAUGGUGGAUGGACAGAAGGAAUGUUUGAAUGUUUGGGAACAACUGGUACGGUAGUUGGAAUCGAUGAAGAUCAUGACAUUGUUGUAUCCUACCCCAGUGGAAAUAGAUGGACAUUUAAUCCAGCAGUAUUAACCAAGGUAAUUAUACAAACUGCAAAUUCAGCUUCAAAUGAACAAGCUCAACAGUUCUCAGUAGGUGAUUUAGUGCAAAUAUGCAGUGAUCUAGAAAGAAUAAAGUUGCUUCAAAAAGGCCAUGGAGAGUGGGCUGAAGCUAUGGCACCAACAUUAAAUAAAAUUGGCAGAGUACAACAGAUAUAUCAUGACAAUGAUUUAAAAGUAGAAGUUUGUGGAACUUCCUGGACUUACAAUCCAAAUGCUGUUACAAAAAUAUCACCAACAGACAGUUCAGGUGCUGGGACUUCCAGUGGUGAACGAUUAUCAAUGCUGCUAAAAAAAUUAUUUGAAACACAUGUAUCUGGAGAUAUUAAUGAAGAACUUGUAAAGACUGCUGCAAAUGGUGAUGCAGUUAAAUGUGAAGAAAUUCUAAAACAAAGUCAGGCACAUACAGGCGGUGGAGGAGUUGAUAUUAAUGGAGUUUUUGCUGGACAUACAGCUUUGCAAGCCGCUAGUCAGCAUGGUUAUUUGGAGGUCAUAAAAGUUCUAUUACACUAUAAAGCUGAUGUAGAAAUGGAGGAUAAAGAUGGAGAUAGAGCAGUUCAUUUUGCUGCCUUUGGCGAUGAACCAGGAGUGAUGGAGUUAUUAGCAGCUUCAGGUGCAGAUCUAAAUGCUAGGAAUAAAAGGAGACAAACUGCUCUGCAUUUAGCUGUAAAUAAAGGUCAUGUUGGAGUUGUUAGAACAUUGUUAGAAUUAGCUUGCCAUCCGAGUUUACAGGAUUCUGAAGGGGAUACCCCAUUACAUGAUGCUAUAACUAAGAAAAGAAAUGAUAUGUUGACUUUACUGCUAGAUCAUAAUGCCGAUAUUACAUUAACAAAUAACAACGGUUUCAAUGCACUACAUCAUGCAGCACUUAGAGGAAACUUAAGUGCUAUGAAAAUAUUGUUAACAAAACUUCCAAGACCUUGGAUAGUGGAUGAGAAAAAAGAUGAUGGCUAUACUGCAUUGCAUUUAGCUGCACUUAACAAUCAUGUUGAAGUUGCGGAGCAGUUGGUUUUGUGUGGCAAAGCAGAUAUGGAUUUACAAAAUGUAAAUUUGCAAACUGCUCUACAUUUAGCUGUUGAACGUCAACACACACAAAUUGUUCGGUUACUAGUAAGAGAGGGUGCAAAUUUAAAUAUUUGUGAUAAAGAUGGUGAUACUCCACUACAUGAAGCCCUUCGUCAUCAUACGUUAUCUCAUUUACGACAAUUGCAAGAUGUUCAAGAUGUGGGAAAGCUAUUGAUGGGUUUAGGUACCACAGGUGCAGAUAAAAAAUCUUCUGCUAGAAUUGCUUGUUUUCUUGCAGGAAAUGGAGCAGAUCUUGGAAUCAAAAAUAAAAAAGGACAAACACCAUUGGAUCUUUGUUUGGAUCCAAAUCUGUGUAAUGCUCUUACUAAAUCAUAUAAGGAUCGCACAUCAGAUGAUUCAAUGGACAAUUUGGGACCUACAUUGUCAGGCUCUGAUAAUUUAGAUGUGUGCACAGAAGAUAAUGCACUUGAUGAAUGUUUAGUUUGCAGUGACAUGAAACGAGACACUAUUUUCUUCCCUUGUACACAUGUGUCUUGUUGCUACACUUGUGCUCCAAGAAUUAAGAAAUGUUUAAUAUGCAGAGAGAAUGUUGGAAAUAGAAUAAAGAUUGAAGAAUGUAUGGUAUGUUCAGAUCGUAAAUCUACAGUACUAUUUAAACCUUGCAAUCACAUGUGCGCUUGUGCAAAUUGCGCGACAUUGAUGAAAAAAUGUGUUAAAUGUCGAGCACAAAUUGAAACUUUGGUUCCAUUGAAUGUAUGUUGUGGAAAUAAUGGUUUAAUCUCAAAAGUUUCAAAUGAAAAUGUAGAUUCAGAAGGCAAAGAAAAUAAUCUAAAUGUAAAAUUACAAACAAACAACACAAACUGCAAUGUUUUAAAUAAGGAUGCAAAUCGAAUCAAUGUUAACAAUAGUGCUUCUGGAUUCAUGAAUAAUGGAAAUAGGGAUACAUCAAAUGAUGUUCAAAAGUUGCAACAACAACUUCAAGAUAUUAAAGAGCAGACAAUGUGUCCUGUUUGCUUGGAUCGCCUCAAAAACAUGAUAUUUUUGUGUGGCCAUGGAACUUGCCAAAUGUGUGGAGAUAGGAUGUCUGAAUGUCCAAUAUGCCGAAAGGCUGUUGAAAAACGUAUUUUAUUAUAUUGAGAAAUCAUUUUAUUCAAAUGUAGGAUGCUUUUAUUUGUUAUUCAUCCUUAUCAAGAUCAUUAACUAAUAUUAAUUUGAACUUAUUAUUGUCUUAUAGACAAAUAGUUACUGAAUAUUAUGCUA